Messenger RNA from Parascedosporium putredinis, 231 nucleotides. NCBI's taxonomy places the organism in Eukaryota, Fungi, Ascomycota, Sordariomycetes, Microascales, Microascaceae. The record is from the annotation of a GenBank genome assembly.
AUGUCGGCCAACGACUCCGACUCGAGCAGCAUCGGCGAGGCCAUCAAAGACAUACACGAAAUCAACGAAGACACGAAAGAGGAUGUCAGCUCAUGGGUCAAGAAUGCAAAGUCGCUACAGGAAGAUAUAGUGCGCUCAAAGGUGAUUGCGAACGACAUCAUACGCCAGUCGGAGACGCCAGAUGUGUCGGGCAAGGCGAUCGAGGAUGCGGAGGCGAAGCUUGACUUUUAG